AUGCAGGAAGGGCCAGUUGACAAGGAGGAGACGCCCGAGAAGAGACGAAGAAGGGAGCCGGAGGGGGACAGAAGGGGGAGGGUGACAACGAGGGCUCAAAAACGCCUGAUGGCCCUGGACCAGAGUAGGGGAGUUCAGGCCCCCGAGAUCCCAGAACCAGAGGUAUUUGACGAUGCAAGGUCAGGAACGAGCCCAGCAUCUACCACGAGGAGGGGACCCGAAAGUCGGGUUGUAGACUACAACGCCCGCAUUCGCGAGGCAAGACGUGAGAGGCAGCAGCGCAAGAAACUGACGAAGACUGAGAGUGCCCAGGUCAGGAAAGCAGUCAUCGCGGACUAUAAGGCGGAGAUAAGGGAGACAAUCCCAGAGAUGGCCCUAGCACUAGAGAAAGUGGGUCUGCUGAGCUCAAGCAGUGAAUCAGAUCAUGAGCCCAACACCAGGUCUGAUAGCGACCGGAGACAGAGCCGGGAGGAGGCGAGGGAGGGAGCAGAGGGACGGCUGCCUCAUGUAGGACCGGGAAAGGAAGCCGUCACGGUUGAGCAACUGUUAUUCUCCUCCCUGCCUCGUGUGGUCCCGCCCAAGCCCACAGGGGAACAGAGGAUGGGAGAAGGGCCUUCAAUCGCACCGGCGCAGGGCGAUGAGCCCCCGCCGUUCUGGAACGGAGAUGUUAGAGCCGCGGGAGAGGCCGUGGUCUCAAGGCUGGUCGAGGAGCACAGCCGCCUGAACAUUUCACAGAGAGAAUUACUGAUAGGGACACUCAAGGGCAUUUGCUCCGGUCGAGACUAUAACGAAUUGACGACAUUGCCCGGUGGCAUCAACUGCGACGGCGACUAUGCAGAGGCCACCAGGGAGGAAAAAACACAGGACUUGACCAAGGAAGAGGGGGGCAAGAGUCGCACCUUCCUAAAGACUGGCGAUGAGAUUAACCGGAGGGACAAAAAGACGGAGGGGGGUCCUUUCUCCCCAAGGAGGAAGAAGCUGUCUGCCGCUGCAGCUGCAUUAGCUAGGCGUAUGGCCGGAACAAAAGAGCAGUUCACCCGGAUCCGUGGAUUCAUUGCGGGCGGAGACCGUAAUCCCGCGUUCUGCAGCGCAGUGUGCGCGCGACUGCUGGGCCACGCAACCCUAGACAGCCUAAGACGAUCGGGGGGUAGUGGCCCCGAAUGUCGCAACCUGCUAGCGAAUAUGGAGAUAUGGGCAGGGAGAACGAGCCUUCAAACCGGGGAGACCGAACCCGAGAAGAAUGACCCGCCGGUGGAGCUCCGGCGACUGGAAAACAGGUCGAGCAUGGAGGUAAUGACUACUCUGGCACUUGAUGCGGCCGGUGGCGGGUGCGGGGUGGACGUGGUGCGGAGGGGUGGGGAGGCCCUUGUUUUAAACAAGCUUAGUGCUUCCCUCCUUGCCCCGAGGCGCGUAUGUCCGUUCUGUCUCGCUUCCGAGUUGCUCGGGGUGUCCAUCAGGGACCUGGAGGGGGUGGCGUCGGGUGAUGUUGUACAGCCGGGAGAAGUGCUCCAACGCAUGCUGGAGGACGGGUCACAGGGAGCGGCCGCCGCUAUGGCCCGGAACCACAACCGCGAGAUGCAUGCCCUCAAUGGUAACAUCUUCUUCUCUACUAACGCCGGCACCUCCCGUCCUGAUGUCGUGGGAAACUGUGUUACGAAGUCCCUCGGACCCGUCAAACACGGACACGUCGUACAGCAACCGGAGGAGUCUCGCAAUCUCAUUAUUCAAGAGGAAAUUCCAAUGGUGACAUACGGGAUGACAACAUCGGCCGGAGUGAGCCUGAUGAGCGUGCCCCCAACGCGCCACCAGGUCUACUGGUUUCUUGACUCCUUGGUAGAACCGGACCCCGAUGUUGUUUCCUUGGAGACGAGUUCGCCGAGGAUCGACGAGGCGGUGAGUCCUCGCCCAGGACAGGGGGCGGGUACUAGUACACAGUGCGCGGGGGAGAAUGGAGGCGCCGGGCACGCUGAGCAAGAGGAAGGGAACGACGCAGGAAAGGAGGCAACGGGCGGUGGGGAGGGAGGCGAAGGCCACGGCGUCGCCGGGCCCGGUGACGUCGGGCAGGGCGCACAAGCCUUCCAGGGCCGCGGGGAGGGUGGGGGUGCGGUUCGCAAUCUACGCGAGACCGCAGCCCGGGCCGCGAAUAGACUAUCGCGUCAGUGGAGGGGGGCGUGUGGCAUCCAGGACCGAACGGCGCGGCAUCGCGAGAUGCGUCAACUGCUACAGGCGAUGCACGAUCGGGGGAAGGGGUGUGUACCCCUGCCUGAAGGGGGCGGGCUGGGCGCCGAGCUAGAGACACUGGCCAUUGACGAGGACCCCGAGAGACGAGAGGUGACAUGGAUUGGCAUCGGGGAGGAUACCGCACAGAACAAGGGGAGUCUGAGCUUAACGACCGCGGGAGCAGAGGUGAGCCGCAUCACGGACGAUCCGACCGUUAGAGACGGGCGAGUAAAUAGUACCUAUUCGCGACAUGUGUGGCGGUACCUCGCAGAUAGCCCACUGUUGCAGUCGGUACUGACUGAGGGAAGCAGCCUGGCACAAGCGGACAUCACGCCACUGCUAAUCAAGGCCCGGCUAUAUGACCAUCUCCGACACCACAGUACCGGCUUCCCCACAGGAGUAGAGUGGGGUAUACCCCUCAAGGCUGCCACCCCCUUCGAGUACCGCAUGCGGAGAGAGGCGGAGUAUAUGGAAGUGUGUGUCGUGUCUACGAGAUACCUCGACGAGAUAUGUCACUCUGGUAUACGCGCUAUUGAUGUGGGUGCAGACCAGUGGUCACUAGACGAUCCUCAAACGGCCGUGGUUUCGCUGGACUACAAUAGCGUGAACACCCCGGCACUAUGGGCGCUGCAGCUACUCAUGGCGGCGCCGUACCCCCUGGUUGACCUCGACGAGUUCUUUAUAAUAACGGGGGAAGAAGGAGCAGACCAACUGAAGCUCACGGCGAUGCGGCGUAACGAGUGCUGCGUGACGAUUAAUAACAGACGAAGCCGCUUCAUUCUCGUGCACAGUGUGGGGCACGCAACGCUAAACCAAACUUAG
Messenger RNA from Spodoptera exigua (beet armyworm), 3042 nucleotides. The record is from the annotation of a GenBank genome assembly. NCBI's taxonomy places the organism in Eukaryota, Metazoa, Arthropoda, Insecta, Lepidoptera, Noctuidae.